UUUGCGUGGCGGUUGUCGAAGGUGUUAUUUUCUUUCUACACUUUAAACCGAUAGUUAGCUAUGAAUGUAAUAGCCUCUGGCUGUGCGGGAGUAGCAAGUGAAUCACUGGUAUCGACAUCGCAGGGUUGCCAGCGUAUUCUGGUCACAUAUGAUGGCGACGAGGCUGAGCUGUUGGUGGAAGCUGUUUGGAUCACUCAGUCGGAUUUGUUACUUUUUUCUUCUAGUCCUGUUUGUACACGGUCACACUUGUAGACACAAAGUACCCUCCCCGUCGGAGGUCGUUCACAAAGUUUACUUGAAGUCAGAAAGAAUAUCAAAAAGAAGUGUUGACCAGCAACUCAAAAUAAAAAUCACAUAUGAUUCCAGUUUGGAAAAGUUGGCUUCAGACAAACGAAGACUUGUGAAGGAGAAACUGUUCCCACAAGCUAUUGAUUAUCUUCAGAAGACGUUUCGAGUUCGAAGGCAAACUGGCCCAGUAUUGCUUAGCAGGCAAUGUGCGACCAGCCAGUAUCUGCGGAAGAAAGAUGAUCCUCACCGCUACUGUCAGAGAGCUUGCGCUGAUGUCACCAGAUGCGGACCCGUUAUUGUCCCCGAAGAGCAUUUGCAGCAAUGCAAGGUGUGCAGUGAGGCGGGGAGGUCGUGUGGCCCCUCGGGGCCCCCGAGCGGGGAGGGGGUGGAGGGGGCCGACUUCGUGCUGUACGUCAGCGGCGUGACCACGGAACGCUGCGGCCAGGAGAACAUCGUGGCCUACGCGGCCUACUGCCAGCUGGAGUCUGAGCUUGACAGGCCCAUUGCUGGAUAUGCAAACCUGUGCCCAAGUAUGAUCUCGACACAACCUCAGGAGUUUGUUGGCAUGCUGUCCACCGUCAAACACGAGAUCAUUCAUGCCCUGGGUUUUUCAGCUGGGCUUUUUGCUUUUUAUCAUGAUGACAACGGGAAGCCGUUGACACAACGCUACGCAAGUGGAUUACCUCCAUUCAAUGAGAGUUUGGGCCUGUACCAGUGGAGUGAUAAGGUUGUGCGGAAAGCCACGCGGCUCUGGGAUAUCCGUGGCAACCGGAUGCUUCGGCAUGAAGUUCACCUCCUGGUGACUCCUCGGGUGGUGGAGGAGGCCCGGAGGCACUUUGAUUGCCCCAUCCUGGAGGGCAUGGAGCUGGAGAACCAGGGCGGCCUGGGCACCGAGUUCAACCACUGGGAGAAGAGACUUCUGGAGAAUGAAGCCAUGACCGGAUCUCACACGCAGAACAGAGUGUUUUCCAGGAUUACCCUGGCAAUAAUGGAAGACACUGGGUGGUACAGAGCCAACUACAGUCUGUCGGAGCGGCUGGACUGGGGCCGGGGCAUGGGAUGCGACUUUGUGAUGAAAAGCUGCAAGCACUGGAUGGACCAGCAGCGACGGAGUAGGCGGGUGCUCAGCCCGUACUGUGACAUGGUGAGGACCACGCCACUCCAGCUCACCUGCAGGCAGGACCAGCUGGCGGUGGCCGUUUGCAACCUGCAGAAAUACCCCCAGCAGCUGCCCCUGGAGUUCCAGUACUUCGACCACAUUGCCGGCGUGCCCCAGGAAGAGCUGGCCUUCUACGGAGGCGCGGUGGAGAUCGCAGAUUACUGCCCCUUCAGCCAGGAGUUCAGCUGGCACCUGAGUGGAGCCUACCACCGUAGCUCCAACUGCAGGGUGCUGGAGAACCAGCCUGAUCUGUGGAGGAACUACGGCGCGGAGGAGUAUGGCCCCGACUCCUUGUGCGUGUAUCAGAAGUCUCCCUUCGUCAUGGAGCGGUGCGCCUCGCGGAUGACCUAUCCCGACUGGGGCAGCGGCUGCUACAAGAUCUCCUGCUCUGCCACGGGAUUGGUCCUGUGGGUCCAGGACACGCCCUUCCAGUGCGUACACGCUGGGCAGCUGCUGAACGUCAACGUGCGCAUCAGCGAAUGGGUCUACAGCGGGACGCUGGUCUGCCCGCCCUGCGCGGACUUCUGCCCCACCUGCCCCCUCCCGCACCAGCUCCCGCCCCUCAACUCCUCCCGGAGAGACCCCAUCGACCCUUGCUCCAGCUCUUCCAGCGUGGCGGUGACGCUGGGGCUCCUCCUGGUCAACCUCCUCCCUCUGCUGGCCGGGUUUGUCCUGUGCGUGUGGAACUGAAGCCCUGAAGCCCUGGAGCCCUGAAGCCCUGGAGCCCUGGAGCCCUGGAGCCCUGGAGGUUGGGGGAGUUUGCUGGAGUUUGCCUGGGACCCCAGCACUGCUGUAGGCUCCGUAAGCGCCCUGGUAGGAGAGAUCCGGAACGGAGGUUUACCUUGAAUCCCCCCCCCCACCCCCCGUCGUGUGUACCAACUCGGCCUUCGGUUUGAGGGAACAAGAAGCCAUCGUCGUACUCCUUUUAUAGAGUUAAAGUGCCAGUGAGUAUGCUGCGGAUACAAUGAGAAGCCAUACUUCCGAGACGAGGGUGAAAUUCAGGGGCUCUGGUGCCAGUUUGGUUCGUGUUCUCGAGUGGCGGUUGGCGCCGGACGGUUGCCGGGCGAUCGCGGUCACAUUGGAACGCUGGAGUAGGUGGGUCAGUUCACAGCUCAUCGGGUGGAGCUUGUUCCCCUAAUGACAUCGGUUUUCCUGCUCCGAGCGGAUGGAAGAAGAACGUCGUUUGUCGGUGUGUGUGUGUGUGUGACGUGAUCUAGCGCGUGGUUUAAGUGUAACUGUGACAGAAUCCGAUAUUUAUAUCUUCUCAGGCUCGGGGCCUUGCAUUACAUCGAUGGUGAAUGGAAACUGACUGAAUGUCACUGUACGGUUUUGUAUAACAUUAGGACAUGAAACGAUGAACCCUGGCUGUACUGUAUGCUACGAAGCUAACGAUUAUACUUUAUGAAAAGAACACUAAUAUAUUAACUUAAAGGCAUUUUUGUAGCUCGGAUUAUAACACUUUUUAAACUUUGAAACACCGAUUAACCGGAUAACAACAUUUGUUAAUGUCGUACUUUAACAGUAAGCAUAAUGCUGCCUCAUAAACUCUCCUUCAAAGAAAUCGGGAGAAUCUGCGGGACAAUUCUCACCCCCAAUCCUGAGUCAGGAACCUCGUUUUACGAGAGUCGAUGAAAACGGCUUGCAGCUUCGUGUAGAUAAUGGUCCGGACAGAAACUAUAAACGACAGCGGUACCCCAGAGAACCGAACCCGUCAGGAAUUGCGGUCGCUCGGAAAACGCAGACGUUUUCGGAACUCUGAAGGUGACGUUGAAAUGCGCCCACCAAUUUUUACGACAUGAAAUAUUUAUUUCAGUUUGGCUUGUUUCAAGUUAUAAUAAACCAAUAACCUCAAUGGCAUUUGCCCAAACAGUAAUUGUCAUAUCAAGUGCAAUCAAAUAACCAACAGUGGAUUAAACUUGUAAACUAAAAUGGCUAAAUCCAUACAGUGGAUGUUGGGAAUUAUUAUGGAUUCAAAUACUUUUCUGUGCUCAAUUUUUGUCUGGAGCCAUCCAAGAGGACUUGGAUGGGGUUGAACUUUUUUGAGAUUAUGUCAUAGGUUCCAAUAUACCAAACAAGCAUAGAAAAGUAUUUGAAUUCAAAACAAUUGCAUAUUUGACCCAGGUCUGUUUUAGAGUCUGCAUGUUUGCAGGAAUUUGGAAACAUUUGUGUGAUUUGUUCUGAAUGUUAGCUCUAAUUUAAAAAAUAAUAAUAAUGAAAUGGUGGCAUCGUGCCAUUAUAUCCCUCACUUCUUGCUAUCGCUGAAAUUUCUACGUAUUUUAACUAAUUUAUGUAUCCACACCAAAGGUCUAUUGGUUUUGCUUUUAGCUAAUCAUUAAAAUCUAGGAGUUUAGCAUAUUUGUGCAGCUCACUCCAGUAUGAGCAUGUUUUACUAAGACAUUUGGAAUAAAAAAACGGAAAAGCUGAAUAUUCACAGCAGGGGAACAAAACCAUCAGUCUUUAUUUUUAUUUUUUUUCAUUUCUUGUUGAUGUCUAAUAUUUGCACAAGCUAACAUUCAAUACCGUACAUGUGUUGUAUGUAUAUGUUUUUUAAAAUGUUGUGUUAAUACCCAAGUACAUGGAAAAAUAUAAUUUAGUGCAAUGAGUUCUUACUUGAAGAUGCAUUGAGUGGAAAUAUUUAUCCCUUGCACUUUGUGCUGCCUUGGCAUCACAGGAAUAGAAGUAUACAAAAAAAAAAGAGAUUUUCGGCUGACAUGUUUGCGUAAGGUUAGCCCUUGAUCAGCAACACUGUAGAAUGGUACUUCUGUCUUGUCAUGGGGAUUACAAUGGCUUUUAACAGUCAUUUUUCACGUUUGGGUCAAUAUGUGAGUCAUUCCUACCACAUGAGGCGUUCGGUCUGCAUUUUUUGUUAGUUUUUGCUUUGGGGGUCAUCUCUGUGUUUAGGCAGCUACAGUAUUUUGUUUGAUUUGUAAAUGUGUUGAAGAAAAGCAGCUUUUCCCAGAAAAUGUGACAACCCACACACAUUUUUGGAUACUGAAGGGAUUACUGGUGAUGGUGAAUGACUAAUGUGGCGUUACAGAAUAUUUUCCCUUUUCCAUUUUUGAGAAGGGAAAUUUAAAAGCAUUAUGUCUGUAAUGGACAUAAUCACAUAGAUGACAUCAUAAAUAUGGAUUUGUAUGAUACAAUGUGGGUUAUCAGAUUUUAUUUAUUUUUUCCUGGUUAGCCUUUAUUGUAUUAACCUACCAUUGUACUGUAGCAGUGUCAGAAUAUUUUUUCUUCUUUUUUUGGUCAUUUAGCAGAUGCUUUUAAUCCAAAGCGAUUUACAACCAGAAUAUUUAUGGCUUUGUAAAUAGGUCAGAGGUUACAUAAGGCCCCCCCCCCCCCCUUUUUUUUUUCCUAAAUGCACUAAACCUGUCAUCAGUAAGCCUUAACAUCCUGAGAGAAAAGUCUUAAAGGAGACUAGCAGUGGUAGCAGGAACUGGAAUAUCAACACCGUACCAUGGUGCCUACCCAUCUAUCAUAUGUACCAGUUUCACAGGGCGGAGGGUAGGCGUGUUUUUAAGUCUUGUCUUUGUAACGAUCAUCAUGUAUGUUACAAGUGACGUAUGCAGAAUUUUGGUAUUAGGUCAAAUUUGAGAGUAAUUCCACAUGUAGUAAGAAGUCGGUACAGGCAUCUACUAUACCAUGCACAAUGCCACAAAAAAAACAAUUUUAAGCGGGACUAUACUUUGUUUUUGAAUGUACUUUUGUAUAUUUCUUUUUGAAACGUUGCUGAGAAGUCCAUUUCAUUCUCAAGAAAGAAAAUGCUUUGUUCAGGGGUCGACAGUGCUCCCUGGAAAAAGAACAUUUAUACUAACUGGGAUGCAUGAGUGUGCUCCUAAUGUUCAGAGCAGGUGUUCAGGUGUGCUCCCUGAGUCCUACCUGUGGUAACUGUAUCCCUGAAAACACCUUUACAGGUGUAUGCGUGGAAAAGGUCGGUGCAUGGAAAAUAUACUGUGGUAUACUUUCAAACUCGAUAAACUGCUGCAAGGUUUAUUGGUUAUCAAUUCUUUUGACUUUCCAUCAUUAAUCCAUGUUGCAGAUUUCCAGACAGGGGUAUAGUACUACGAGGUAUACUGCAAAUAUUUGUUCUCCGUCAAGUUUUUAGAUAUUCCCAUUUUUCAUAUUUGUAUUUUUAAGACUUCUUUGUUCGCAUUCCAUAAGAGCUAUGUACUGUGAUGCUUUUGUAUGCACUGUAAACGUUAUUCAUUGCUAAUUGUUAGUUUCUUGUAGUAGGAAUUGUCAAAAUUGUUCUGUGCUGAAAUUCCUGUCUUAUUUCUAGUUGUUUGGUGUAUUAUCAUUUUUCCCAUUAGUCAAAUUAAAAUAUGUUGAACUAAGUUGGUGACAAUCUUUAGUACACCAAGAGAGGUCACAAUUAUGCAUUGUUCCCCAGUUUUCUGGAAUUCAAGACUCAAUCACAGCUGUUAAAUAGUAGUAGACAGUCAACAUGCACAACUUUGCUAUUUCCUCUUCAAGUACAUGUUCUGGCUGCUUCAUAUUACAUGGAAAUCGUUAUAUUUAACUGAAUAAGCUUUGAAACAAACUGACGCCGAUUUGAAGGACUAUGUUGUAUGUAAACGAGUAACACAGUGGCAUCACUACAGCUUGUAAUUCUGUUUUUUGAUGAACUACUGAUUAAAGCAAGUGACACAAAGGUAUGUCAGUGAUUUGAUUGGCAUGACGUCAUGCCAAACUGAAAUCACGAUAUACCCCCACCUUUCUUAAUGUACAGAGACCAAAGACAUUUCUAUGCAGAAAUCUAGGUAUUAAAGCUGUACAUUUACAGAAAUAGUAGAACCAAUCAUUAAUAGCCAUACUCCUUAAAUGGUCUGGGGUUCAAAUGACACUGAAUUAAAGCAAGGAUGAUUAUAUUACAGCUUGUAGACAUUGUGCCACUGUUUACCACACUAUAAAUGGUCAGAGUUGGUGCUCUUUUGGGCCAUUGUCUACUCUUAUCUGCGUUAGAGUGGUUGACAUCCGGUUUAUUCAUUUUAUUAAUAGUCAACAAAGGGCUUCUGUAUUACAGUUAGUGCAAUGUAUGUGGUCCAAAUCCAUACAAAGAAAUAAACAUGAAUUCAUCUUGCCUAGUUUCAUUAGCCUUUCUUUGUGGACUAAUGUACAGUAUAUGUUGUAUCAAGUAUCAUUCAUGUUUUUAUGACAAUUUCACUUACAGUAGUAUGCUUUCGAUUUUUUUUUUUAUUUUUUUUUUUUUUUUUUUUACAAAAUU
Molecule: messenger RNA, 6671 nt
Organism: Conger conger (European conger)
Lineage: Eukaryota; Metazoa; Chordata; Actinopteri; Anguilliformes; Congridae
Gene: lmln
Product: leishmanolysin-like (metallopeptidase M8 family)
Exons: 17
Coding region: 149-2137 (662 amino acids)
Biological process (GO): cell adhesion; proteolysis
Cellular component (GO): membrane; cytoplasm
Molecular function (GO): metalloendopeptidase activity
Source: RefSeq, a predicted model, not a curated record